AUGGGUUAUAUUGAUGAGCUUGCCAGCCAAUAUUCUUCUUCUGCAUCUUCGUGUGGUGUCACAGUGGCCCCGAUUCCAACUCCAACGCCAGUGUUCAUGAGCGAUCAAAAUACUAUUAUUGCCAAUUAUUCGAAAACACAGACAUGCACUGGAUCAUAUGUUCCAAUUCCAACUGGUAGUACCUGCGAUGAUUUUGCUGAAAGCAACUCCGUGGCCACAGAUCAGCUUUUGAGCGUCAAUGGCUUGGCUGGCGGGUGUGCGAACUGGCCUGCGGAUUUCACUGAGCUCUGUGUCCAGAACACAUGCGAGCCAUACUUUGUACAACAGAAUGAUACAUCUCUGGGAGUUGCUUCUUCCUUCAACUUAACUCUGACUCAGCUCCUCUCCUGGAAUUCGGCGAUUGAUCCCGUCUGUGCCAAUUGGGAUAACGAGAAGGGUCACAUUAUUUGUGUCAGCAACCCUGUCGGAUAUGUUGAAGCUGACAUCGGCAGCACCACUACGGUGGAUACAGCUGCUUCUGUUCCGACCAAUAUUGGCCCGGGGUCAAACACCAACUGUGCACAGUGGUUUAAUGUCACCGAGGCAGAUACCAGUUGCGCACAGAUAUCAAUGCAAUUUGGCAUCACACUAAGCGAUUUCAACUUUUUGAAUCCUGAAAUCGAUGCGAACUGCACAAAUCUCUGGCUAGACUCCUCCUACUGUGUACAGGCUGUGGGUGACAUUUCCACUUAUUCUGGAUACGGCGGAACGACAACAACUAGCAUGGCCACAUUCACUGCAGACCCCUCAAUGACUUGGGAUAGUCUUCCUUCAGCCACGAAACCUUCAUAUAAGAAUAUUACCACGACGACCGCUUCCUAUCCCUUAGCUAGUGGCUCGUUGACGGCGUCUUUGUUUGGCGUUGACACAACCAAUUGGGUGCGCUGGAACCCGAGUGUUCUUAAUGGGCAGAACUAUACCAUGACAGGAUGCAAACUCACAAAUGAGACUGAGUACUGUGGCUCAUUCUACAACCAGUCGUCUGUUCCCGCCACCACCUUGCCAUACGUACCCGCUCCGAUUAAUUCGACCGCCAAUGCUACAACUGAGUGCUAUGACUGGUAUGACACUGAAGAUGGUGAGCUAGACUUUCAUCCAACCAAACCGUUAUAUCAAACGCAAACUAAGUUUUCGUGUUCUCAGGCGACACUUGUGACUUUAUUUGCCGUGCCAACAAUAAUACCGGUUUCUGCUCUCUAUGAGUGGAACCCUGCAGUCGGUCCCGAUUGCACCAACCUAUGGAUUCAGGCUUCGUAUUGUGUCCAAGGGCCUGGAUGGGAAGAUGUGGCCUACAACCAAACUUCCAGCGUUACCUCUACAACAGCCACUGGUGGUGCCCCAGGGCCUACACAGACCGGAAUAGUCUCAGGCUGUGAAGAGUGGUACGUUGUCAAGGCAAAUGACACAUGCCCGGGCAUUGCAAAGGAGUAUUCCAUCUCUCAGGCCCAAUUCUACGCCUGGAAUCCAGCAAUUGGAGAGGAUUGCACUGAUCUUGAAAUUGAUGAUGCCUAUUGUGUGAAGGCCCCGACGACCAUCAGCACAACAACAACUUUUUCAGUCGCCAGCCAGACAUCCACCGGGACAAGCAUCACUCCACCAGGUCCUACACAGGCAGAUAUCCCAUCAAACUGCGAUGCAUAUGCCUUAGCCCAGACCGAUGAUGGGUGCCAAACAUUCGCCGACCGCAACAAAAUCACACUUGCGAAUCUAUACAAGUGGAAUCCUGCCCUCAACAAUGCCUGUGAGAACUUUUGGGCAAAGGAGGCCUACUGUAUUGGUGUCUCGUCUUAG
Penicillium maclennaniae is the source of this 1830-nucleotide messenger RNA. RefSeq names its product LysM peptidoglycan-binding domain-containing protein. Lineage: Eukaryota; Fungi; Ascomycota; Eurotiomycetes; Eurotiales; Aspergillaceae. The transcript is spliced from 11 exons. The record is from RefSeq and is a predicted model, not a curated record. The coding region runs from base 1 to 1830 and encodes 609 amino acids.